CGGCAAAGUCGUUGCUCAGGCGGCGAAGAAAUUAAGAAACUGACAAAAUAUGGGAGUGCAAGGGCUUUGGGAGCUGCUCGCUCCCGUUGGUCGCCGCGUCUCUGUUGAAACCCUAGCCGGUAAACGAUUGGCCAUCGAUGCGAGUAUAUGGAUGGUACAGUUUAUAAAGGCGAUGCGGGACGAGAAGGGAGAUAUGGUGCAGAACGCUCACUUGAUCGGCUUUUUCCGGAGGAUUUGCAAGCUUCUGUUCCUGAAGACUAAACCGGUGUUCGUUUUUGACGGAGGCACUCCAGCAUUGAAACGCCGAACUGUGAUUGCUCGUCGUCGUCAGCGAGAGAACGCUCAGACGAAAAUCCGGAAAACCGCUGAGAAAUUGCUGCUUAAUCGGCUCAAGGAUAUGAGGCUUAAGGAACAAGCGAAAGAUCUUAAGAACCAAAGACUGCAGCAGAAUAUUAGUGCCGGAGAGAAGAAACGUGUAUCUUUCGAAUCUGUGCAAGAACCUUUGCGAGACUCUGCAAAGAAAGACGAUGUGGGGAGCAGUUGUUUUCAGGAGGAAAAGCUAGAUGACAUAUCUCCAGCAUCUAUGGUUGGAGAAAAUGGUGUUGAUAGUGUCAUCAAAGGGAACACGAGGUAUGAUCCCAAGGGAAAGGGAGUUUUGUUGGAUGGGGAUGGCCAAGAUAACAAAAUGAAGAGUAAUCUUGAACAAGAUUCCCCAGCACGGACGAAGGAGUAUCAGGAAAAGUUAGAUGAGAUAUUGGCGGCAUCCCUUGCAGCAGAAGAAGAUGGAAAUUUUACUAACAAAGCAUCGUCUUCAGCUGCAGAAAUCCCAACUGAGGAAGAGGGCAGUGAAGAAGAUGAGCAAAUUCUUUUGCCAGCAAUGGAUGGGAAUGUCGACCCAGCUGUUUUGGCGUCUCUUCCUCCAUCCAUGCAACUUGAUCUCCUUGUUCAGAUGAGAGAAAAAUUGAUGGCAGAAAACCGGCAAAAGUACCAAAAGGUCAAGAAGGCCCCUGGAAAAUUUUCUGAACUGCAAAUAGAAGCAUAUCUUAAAACUGUAGCUUUCCGUCGAGAAAUAAACGAAGUUCAGAGAACUGCUGGUGGAAGGGCUGUCGGUGGGGUUCAAACUUCUAGGAUAGCUUCUGAAGCGAAUAGAGAGUUUAUCUUCUCAUCUUCCUUUUCUGGUGAUAAAGAAUUACUUGCGUCUUCCAGAGAAGGAAGAAACGAUGAAAUUCAGAAAAAUACGCCACAACAGUCUUUGCCAGUCCCUGUUAAGCAUGUUUCUUCGCUGAAUAAAUCAGAUGCUACUACUGAGUUGGACAAAGAUGAACCCACAAAUCCUGAUGAAAAUAUUGAAGUAUAUAUCGAUGAAAGGGGGCGUUUAAGAAUAAGGAAUAGACACAUGGGGAUCCAAAUGACUCGUGAUAUCCAGAGGAAUUUACAUUUGAUGAAAGAAAAGGAGAGAACAGAUUUUGGUUCUAACAAUGAUGAAACAUUCAGCGCCUGGGAAAGUUUUCCUUCUGAGGACCAGUUUCUUGAAAAUUUACCUAAUAAGAACGGUGAUGAUGUGAAUUUGGAUGACCAGAAUGAUGAUUCCAUGCUGUUAAAUCCAUCUGCAAUAGAGAUAUCAUUUGAACAUGAUGGUGGUGGGAAAGAUCUCAGUGAUGACGAUGAUAUGUUUCUUCAGUUGGCAGCGGGAGGACCAGUGACGCUUAGUUCUAAAGAAAAUGAUCCUAAAGAAGAUUCUUUGUCUUGGGCUUCUGACAGUGAUUGGGAAGAAAUGCCUGCUGAACAGAGUAAUGUUGCCUCUAAGAUCGAAGUGAAUUCAAGCAGUCAGCAUAUCCCCGAGGAUAUUAGUACCGAGGAGGAUGCAGCAAGGGAAGGAAGUACUUGUAAAAAUGCCAGUAACUCCAUGGAGAAUGAUACAGUAACAAAGCUCUCCAAAGGCUAUCUGGAAGAAGAAGCUGAUCUGCAGGAGGCUAUCGAGAAAAGUCUUCUUGACUUACAUGAUAAAGAAUCCGGGGAUAUCCUUCUUGAAGAAAAUCAAACGGUAGGGGUAAACCUAGUUGUUGACAAGCCAACUCAAGAUAGUCUGUGUUCUAGUGAAACCGUUGGUAAAGCUGGGGAAGAGGGAAGUCUGGACGGAAUAACAAUCUUAAAAACUAGUGGUUCUAUACAUGAGCAGUCCAACACUUCUGUAACGGACAAUAUAGAUAAUCAGAGAGGGACAACCAAACAAUUUGGUACACACCCUUCUUUCAGCUCUGAUAAAAUUAGACGUGAUGGGAGCAACGAAAUGCCACUGGUAAAGUCAGUUAUCAUACCUGAGAAAGCAUUUACUAGUGCUAGUGAGAGCAGCAUGCCGUCCACCAUGGCUAAACAGCAUAAUGAAGACGGUUUUGUAAGUUUUGGUGGGGAAUCUGUGAACGUGUCUGCGAUACCUAUAGCUGAUGCGGAGAGAACUGGUUUUUUGGGUGAAACAUCUAUUCGCGGUAGUGUGGAAAAAGGUAAUGCUGAUGAUGACUUAAUCAUUAUGGAUAAUAAGAGAGAUUAUAGUAGAGAUAAACCCCAGAGCCCUGUUUCUGAAUCAAGGCAAGAAACUAAGUCUAACGACCCCGCUUUCAAUAUUGAGAGUUCAACGGAUUUAGAAGAGAAAGGCAUACCUGUUGAAUUUUCAGAAGCAAAUUUAGAGGAGGAAAUGCGUGUUCUCGACCAAGAAUAUGUAAGUUUAGGUGGUGAACAGAGGAAACUUGAGCGGAAUGCUGAAUCUGUCAGCAGUGAGAUGUUUGCAGAAUGCCAGGAGCUACUCCAAAUGUUUGGCUUACCAUACAUCAUAGCUCCCAUGGAGGCAGAGGCACAGUGUGCAUUUAUGGAACAAUCAGACCUUGUUGAUGGCAUUGUCACUGACGAUUCGGAUGUGUUCUUGUUUGGAGCUAGGAGUGUGUACAAAAAUAUAUUUGAUGAUCGCAAAUAUGUGGAGACAUACUUUAUGAAGGACAUUGAGAAGGAGCUUGGCUUGAGCAGAGAUAAAAUAAUCCGCAUGGCAAUGCUGCUAGGAAGUGAUUACACAGAAGGAAUCAGUGGAAUUGGUAUUGUCAACGCUAUUGAAGUGGUGACUGCGUUUCCCGAGGAGGAUGGGCUUCAGAAAUUUCGUGAAUGGGUUGAAUCACCUGACCCAACCAUUUUAGGAAGGACUGAUGCAAAAACAGGUUCGAACGUAAAGAAGCGUGGAUCUGACGCUGUGGAUAAUAAAGGGAGCAGCUCAGGUGUCUCGGCUGAUGACUCAGAAGAAAUAAAGAAAAUCUUCAUGGAUAAGCAUAGAAAGGUCAGCAAGAACUGGCAUAUUCCAUCUACUUUCCCUAGUGAAGCUGUUGCUUCAGCCUACUUAAAUCCACAAGUGGAUCGGUCAACCGAGCUUUUCUCAUGGGGCAAGCCUGAUCUUUCAGUUCUUAGAAAGCUAUGCUGGGAAAAGUUUGGUUGGAAUAGUAAGAAGACAGAUGAUCUGCUACUACCUGUCUUGAAGGAGUAUGAAAAACGCGAGACGCAACUUCGGAUGGAAGCUUUCUAUUCCUUCAGUGAAAGAUUUGCAAAGAUCCGUAGUAAAAGAAUUAAAAAGGCUGUCAAAGGAAUUGGCGGAGGUUUAUCAUCAGAAGUGAUUGAUAAUACUCUACAGGAAGGUCCAAGAAAUGAAAAUGAGAAAAGACCUGCUCCUCAUGAUACUGAAUAUAACACUUCAGAGAAAGAUUCAAACAUAGUCGAUGAGAAGGAGAAAAACAAAAGGAGUCGCUUAGAAAAACCAUCUAGUAGUAGUGGCAGAGGUAGAGCCCAGAAAAGAGGACGUGGAAGAGGAAGAGGAAGAGGAAGAGGAAGGGGCCGAAGAAACAUCCUCCCUGAGCUUUCAGACGGCAGUUCUGAUGAUGAUGAUGAUGAUAAGGUAGUUGAUUUGCAGGCUCCUCAUGAUGCAGAACCGGGCAGUUCUCAAAAAGUGCGAAGGUCAACACGAUCUCGGAAUCCUGUGAAGUACGAUGCGAAAGAAGAUGAUGAAUUGGACGAGUCAAGAAGCAAUGGAGAAUCCCCUAGCGAGAAAUUGGAAGAUGAUGAAUUCCUCAAAGACGAAGGCAGGGUAGGAAACGUCUCUGCGGAAAGAACAGAGAAUGAAACAACAACGAUCAACGAUUGUCCUUCUGAAGAUUAUAUCCAAAUGGGAGGUGGGUUCUGUGCAGAUGAAGCUGAGGUUGGAGAUGCUCAUUUGGAAGAUAAUGCUACAGAUGAUUACAGAGUGAUCGGUGGCGGAUUCUGUGUUGAUGAAGAUGAAACAUGUGAGGAAGAUGAUGCAAUGGAUGCGGAGCUGCUAAAGACGGAGAAUGAAGAACACAAAAACAAAGGUAAACGUGGAAAAGAUGACGAUGCAUCGUUGGAAGAGAAUGUUGAGAUUGAAAUUGGGAAUUCUUCAGCUGGAGGAUUAAGUGCUAUGCCUUUCUUGAAGAGAAAAAAGAGGAAGAGCUAA
Eutrema salsugineum is the source of this 4501-nucleotide messenger RNA. Its product is annotated as DNA repair protein UVH3. Bases 50 to 4501 code for a protein of 1483 amino acids. Gene Ontology annotation, biological process: nucleotide-excision repair. The transcript has 17 exons. Lineage: Eukaryota; Viridiplantae; Streptophyta; Magnoliopsida; Brassicales; Brassicaceae. The record is from RefSeq and is a predicted model, not a curated record. Gene Ontology annotation, cellular component: nucleus. Gene Ontology annotation, molecular function: DNA endonuclease activity; single-stranded DNA binding.